CAGGGUAAAAAAGAGUAAAGAAGAAGGUAUCAAAAGGGAGUAUUUUUCAUGUUGGUAGAUAAUUGAUAACUAUGAAAAGUCAUUGGGAGGAAGGAUCUUGGUACUGCACAAACCUAAGUUGGAUGUUAUUAUUUUCAAUACAUUUGACAAUUUUGUACAUCUUGAAGUGAAGGGUUUGGAGAACUUUUUUUUCUUAUUGUGGUGUAUGCAAUGAUGAUGUUGUCGGGCGAAACACAUAUGUUCAGAUGAGAUGUCAAAGGACCUCUGAUAUACGAUGGAUAGUGUUAGGAGAUUUCAAUGCUAUUCUAGACUCCAGUGAAGCUUCAAAUGGACCAACCCUGGAGGAAGUGGUGAAGAUUUCAAUAAUUAGAUUAAUGACAUACAACUAGUGGAACAUUGACUGGCUGGCGAGAAAUAUACAUGGUUGAAUAAUCAAGAAGGGAAUCCCAUAACAUGAAAAAUUGACAGAGUUUUUAUCAAUAAUGAUUUGAUUAGAUAAAUAUGUUGGAACUAUGGCUUCUACUACCACAGUCCCUAUGGUGGAGUCUGAUCACGGUGGCUUGCUGGUGGAUUCUUUUCCUGCUAGAAGAACUCUACCUAAACCUUUUCGAUAUUUCACAUUCUGGAGCUCUCACCCUAAUUUUCAGGAGAUUUUGCAGACGGCUCGAAGUACUCAGGUUGUAGGUUAUCCUUUUUACAUAGUUUGCCAAAAGAUAAGGUUACUCAAGAAGCAGUUGAAGGAACUUAGCAGAGAAUUCUAAUAUGACAUUUAAUUGAGAGCUAGCAAAUCAGAAGCAACUUUGAAGCAAGCACAACAUGAGGCAUUUUCUUGUCCUUUAAGUGAAGCAUUGGUUAAUAAAGACAACUUGGCCAAUGAGUGUGCCAAUUUGCCGCUAGCAGAAGAAUCAUUCCUCGGGAAAAAAGCUAGAGUUCAAGCUAUCUCAGAAGCUAGAGGACCUUAAUACUAAGUACUUCCAUAAAAUGCUAAAAGUUAAAGCCCAUAGAGAUACCAUCACACAUAUGAAAAGAGAGUAUGGUUCUCUAGUAACUAGUAUAGAAGAAAUGGGAAGAGUGGCUGUUGGAUUUUAUCAGAAGGUGCUUGGUCAAGUCAAUCUUGAAGUGGUAUAAAGUUCUGUUACAGAAAUGAGGCUUCAUUAUUGCAUCAUCUUUCUGAAACUCAGGUCUCUAUAAUAUGUAGCAGGGUAAUCAGUAAAAGAAGUUAAGAAACAAAUGUUUAGCAUGAAACCCAACAAAGCCCUUAAUAUUGAUGGGUGCUUUGUCAAUUCUUAUAAGGCACACUGGAAUGUUGUAGGAAAUGAUGUCACUGCUGCAAUACUCUCUUUCUUUGAAUCAUGACACAUGCCUAAGGGAUUAAUUCUACCAUACUAGCUCUUAUCCCUAAUGUACCAAAUGCAUACCAAAAUGAAGCUUUUCCGACCUAUAUCUAAGGUCAUGGCCAGUUUGAUAGAGAAAAGUCAGUCGUCUUUUGUGCCAGAGAAGGUUAUUACUGAUAAUAUUCUCAUGGCUUUAGAAUUAGUGAAUAGAUAUGGUAGGAGCAGUAUUUUCACUUAGGUGUACCCUUAAAAUAUAAUUGAUGAACCUUUGAUUCUUACUAUAAUGAAGGUAAUAGCCAAUAGGGUAUUCCUACUCAGUUUCUUGGUUGGACUAAGGCUUGUUAAAGUACACCCAUGCUUAGUGUGGCUAUUUCCUUGCUAGAAAAGGUUUGAGGCAUAACGACCCCAUGUCCUCUUUUUUGUUUUUUGUAACUAUGGAGGUACCAUCUUGUACAUUAAAGAAGGCUGCAAAAGAGUGUUCUUUCCACUACAUCCAAGAUGCAAGCAAUUGGGAAUCACACACCUAGUUUUCGCGGAUGAUCUGUUAGUGUUCACUUAUGAAAAGAGAUUGCAAUGCAGGAGGUGUGCAGUUUACUUAAAGAAUUUUAUCUCUUAUCUAGGCUCAUAUUCAACCCUGAGAAAAGCCAAAUACUUUCUGCGGGUAUGAUCGAAGAGCUGCAUGAAAGACUGGCUACUAUUAAUAGAUUCCGGAGAGCUUAUUUGCUUGUAUGUUAUCUUUGAGUGCCUCUCGUAGCGUGCAAGCUCACAAAUGCAGAUUGUGAAGUUUUAGUGGAAAGGAUAACUGUAAGAUUGAGAGACUGGAGACCUAAGGUGUUGAGUUACACAGGUAAACUUCAACUCAUAAACUCUGUCAUUUCGAGUAUGAUGCAGUAGUACUGGAUAAGCUAACAACAGGUAUGCUUUGGAAACCCUAAACUUGUCUUCUCAUUGAUUCUGUUUGAUCUUAUAUACAUAUUUUGUGCAUUACUAGACAAAGAGUUCUAGCUGUAAAAUGACAGGGAAGAAGUACGAAAAUGCAGAGCAAAGAGGGAACACAAGCUGAGCAAACGAAAGAGACGUUGUGGCUUCAGGGCACAACGACGACGUCUUGAUCUUCUUCAGUCUUGGUUUCCAGCUACGACAAUGUUUCGACCAUCUUCGAACCCUUUAGUUGAGAUGACACCGUUCCAGGUGGCUCUUUCUUUGCUUUGCCCGAAACGACAUCGGACCAGCUAAUUCCGUUAUUAGUCGUUGAAGUGACGGAUGAAAAUUUUGAUUUUACUCUGAUACCCCCCCCCCCCCCAGCAAGCUGGUGGGCAGAGAUUUUGCACGAUAAGCUUGGAGAGGAGAUUGGAGAAGAUGGCAGGAGGUAGAUCCUUGGUGAAGAUGUUGGCCAAUUGAUGUAGAGAGGAGACAUGGAGCAGCUUGAUGAUUCCACUCUGCAAUUUUUUUCCUACCAAGUGACAAUCCAGUUAUAUGUGCUUUGUUCUUUCGUGAAAUGUUGGAUUCUCUGUGAUGUGAACUGCGGAUUGAUUGUCGUAGUACAGGAUUGAUGGUUGUUGGUGAUUGACCUGGAAAUCAUGAAGAAGAUAAAGGAGAGACUGAAGUUCGCAGGUGGUAUCUGCCACGGCCCUGUAUUCAGCCUCGCAAGAAGACCUAGAGAUUGUUUUCUGCUUCUUGUUGCGCUUGGAGAUCAAUGUAUUUCCAAGAUAGACACAGUAUCCAGUGACUGAUCUUCUGGUGUCCAUACACGAGGCCCAGUCAGAGUCACUGAAAGAAGAGUCCAGUUGAUGGAGCAUAUUUAAGGUACCUCAAAAUCCUUGUGAGUGCUUGAUAAUGUUGAUUGUUGGGAUUGGACAUGUACUGGGCCACUUGUUGUGUAGUAAAGCUGAUAUCAGGGCGUGUGGUAGUUGAUAGACCGUCAUUUACACAUGUUUUUACCCCCAUUCUUACACCGUUUGAGGUGUUGAUUCUCGUGUUUUAGGCCGAUUUCACGGUAGGUUGUGCUUGUUUGUGAUAUUUCAGGUCCUAGGACGUGAAUGAAGGCUUAGGAGCGAGUCUGGGGUCGAUUGGACGAGGAUCAGACGCAUGGCGAGGUUCUGAGGAAGUCGCACGGGCACACCCACAACCCGCACGGCCGUGCAAUUGACCAGUUUGGCCGUGCGGGAUCGUGCGUGGCACGCACGGGAUUGUGCGUGGCCACGCACGGCCGUGCAAGUGACCAGUUUGGCCGUGCGAGUUGGCUGAGGUUCAACUAAUUGAUACGCCGCGUUUUGAGGUGCACGGCCAGAAUGGUGAUGUGCACGGCCGUGCACCCUGGCCGUGCACCCUGGCCGUGCGAGUCGGGAAUGGCUGUUUUUAACCCAAAUUCGAGCCAAAGGAGGAGGAGAGCUGGGUUUUGGAUCCCAAACACCCAAGGGACGAACCAAAGAGAGAGAGGGCGAUUUGAGGGCAUUCUUGGAGUGGAGUUGGAGGAUUUCUUCGCCUUGGAAGCUCGAGGAACAAGCCCGGACUUGAAGACUGAUCAUCUGAAGAUUCUUACUGCAGUCUCUCUCUUCUCUAUGGAGUAACUUCCCUUCACUUAGGUUUUGAGGAACCCUAGCUAUGUUUGUUUGAUUGGAUGAUUGUAUGAGUACUCUGACUGGAUAAUCUUGAGUUCAUAUUCAAUCUAUGCAUGUUUUCAUGAUUCAAUUCUGCUUUAGUCGAGAUUAUUGAUUCUGCUUUGAUUCUAUGAGAGGGAAUACCUGAUUAGGUCAAUAGAGCACCAUAGAUUGAUAGUAGUGGAUCGAUUGCUUUAGUCGAGGGUUGAUUCACUGCUUUGUAUCGAUUGAGAACCUCUUUCGAUAGAGGUAGUCUAGUUCAGAACGCCUUGAUCAGUUGUUCUAGAGAAGGAUACGUCCCUCUAGGCAAUUGACUCAAGAGGGCCUUGUUCCUUUAGUCGAGACUCAAGGUCUACUCAAGGAUUCUCCGCAUUGUGAAUGAAAGUGAAACAAGUUGGAAAUCAUCAAUCGUUAGUCUGGCUAGUGGCUAGGGGGAAUCAUACCUAAGUGAGUUCCCAACCUGUAAUUAGAUUAACUUUAACUGUAGUUUGCUAGAGUAGUUUUAGUUCUUUCAUCUUAAUUUGGUUUGCUAAAUAAUAAACUGAAGCUGAGUAAUAGUAACUCUAGAGACCCGUGGAUUCGAUAUUUAUCACUUGAGCCACUAUACUGCAGUCCCUUCCAUUGGUUACACUUGGCCAUUGUUAGGUGUUGUGUUUUGGAGUGUCAGUAGUCAGAUAGAUUAGCUUUCCAACCAAUCUUCUGUAGAAUGAAGGAUCUGGGUAGGGGUCAGAAUGAUUGGAGGAUAGAUGUAGUUUGUAAUCCAUGGGAGUAGAAACAGGCUUGGAUAAUAAAACUUCUGCUUCUUCUAAGAUCUAUUGUGUGUAUUUCCUCCGUGAUAAAUGUAUCCCUGAUGAAUUUCUGGCAACUUCAAUGCCUAGAAAAAAUUUGAGUUGACCCAUGUCUUUGAUACUGAAAGUCUGAUGAAGAACCUGCUUUAAUUUUGUGAUUUCUGCCAAGUCAUUGCCUCCAACUAAAAGAUCAUCAACAUAAACCAGCACACAUGUGUAUGAAGCAUCCAUUGAUUUUGAAAAAAAGCAAAUGAUCAACCUGACUAGGCACAAAUCCUUGUUGAAUGAGGCAAUCUGCCAACUUAGCAAACCACGGUCUUGAGGCCUGUUUUAGGCCAUAAAGUGACUUUUUGAGUCUGCAAACAGGGUUGGGAAUGUUUGGUGGUGGCUUGUAGCCUUUGGGAAGCUUCAUCUAGACUUCCUAUGUGAGGUCUCCAUGAAGGAAGUCAUUGUUCACAUCAAGUUGGUGAACAUGCCAAGACCUUGAUGGUGCAAUAGCCAGAAACAAUCUCACUAGUGUCAUUUAGACAACAGAAGCAAAUGUAUCUUGGUAGUCUAUCCCCUCAUGUUGAUUGUAUCCCUUAGCAACCAAUUUGGCCUUUGUAUUUGAAUAUCCAUUUGUUUCCCAUUGAUUUUCUCUGUGGGGGAAGAGAAACCACAUCCCCUAUUUGGUUCCUUUCAAGAGCAUCAAUCUCAUGAUUGAUUGCCUGGUUCCACUCAGGUCCGAGGGCUGCCUCCUCAUAUGUCUCUGGUUCUUUGUGACAAUAAAUUUUUAGAAUAUAU
Molecule: messenger RNA, 5505 nt
Organism: Linum trigynum
Lineage: Eukaryota; Viridiplantae; Streptophyta; Magnoliopsida; Malpighiales; Linaceae
Source: the annotation of a GenBank genome assembly